CGUGAAAAUAAACAAACAUUUGUUUGCUGCUGGUGUUGUGGAAAGAAUGGAUUUAAAAAUUGAACUAUUUGAAACGGUACCUUGUUUGCUGUGUUUAAGCAGUCAGGAACAAGCAAACUCUCUUUGUAGCGAGCUGGAACCGAAGGUGGUAUCGGUUUUGUGUCGCCAUUUCUGGUUCACUGCAGAGGACAUUCAGCAGAAGUACGUGUGCAGUGCGUGCUGGGCACAGGUGGACGAAUUUAACACUUUCUACGAGCUAGUAGAAAGAAUACACCAUGCAGAAGAACAGAAUCAACAGGAUGGAAGCAAACUGGAACCGUUACCAACGGAAGAUUCGUGUGCGUACGCGGAAAGCCCAGAAACAGAUGAAAUUCACGAAUCCUUUCCGGAUGAUUCAGACUCGGAAACUGUUCUUAUUGAAACAUCAGAGGAAUUGAAUUUGGAAGAAGUCAGUGGGGAAAGUGUCGUUUUUACAAUAGAACGGAAUACCAAAGAAUCUCCCCAACAAAGUGAUGAGAUCGAAACAGGACCAAACUUUGACAAUGAGAUCGAAUUCGAGCACCACGAAGAGUCUGAAGAUGCGACGCAAAACGGGCCAGAAGUGGCGGAAAGCUAUAAAUGUGACCAGUGUGAUCGCGUGUACCCCAAGCGGCAUCUGCUAAAUAGACAUCGAAAGCAACACGUUGCUGAAAAUGGCUUACAAUUCGCAUGUUCAGAAUGUGGAAAUGAAUACUUAUCAGAAACGCGACUACAGCAACACAAAAAGCGUGUUCAUGGGCCAGGAUUUAUGUGUGACGCCUGCCCAAAGUGGUACAAAACUGGGGAAGCGUUGCGCCGUCAUCAAAAGGAUAGCCACAAUCCGUACGAAACGGAGCGGGUAGAAUGCCACAUAUGCAAACGAUGGUUGAAAAACAAGGGCAGCCUCAGAAAACACUUAAAUCGACACAAAACGAGCGGAAUGCAAAACGUGUGCGAAAUCUGUGGAAAGGUCGCACCCACGCAUACGGCCCUGAAAAGCCACAAGCUGUUUGUGCACAAGAUGCAAAAGUCUUACCAGUGCAACGUUUGCUACAAAGCUUUCAAACGAGCAUUCACAUUGGAGGAGCACAUGACGAUACACACAGGCAGCACGCUGUACAAAUGUCCGCACUGUCCGAAAACGUUCAACUCGUCCGCCAACUUGCAUGGGCACAAGAAAAAAGCGCACCCGAAAGAGUGGGAAAGAAGCCGCAUCGAGUAUGAGAAGCGAUUUGUGGGCGAUAGCAUUUACGAGGAGGAGAUAAUUGUUGUGUAAAAUGUUGUGUUCGAAAUUAAAACUAAACCAUGGGUACGAUUGAAUAUUAAAUAUAUCAUCAUAUUUAUUAGAAAAU
Messenger RNA from Anopheles coluzzii, 1370 nucleotides. Its product is annotated as zinc finger protein 684-like. Gene Ontology annotation, biological process: regulation of transcription by RNA polymerase II. Gene Ontology annotation, cellular component: nucleus. The record is from RefSeq and is a predicted model, not a curated record. The transcript is spliced from 4 exons. The coding region runs from base 47 to 1294 and encodes 415 amino acids. Gene Ontology annotation, molecular function: DNA-binding transcription factor activity, RNA polymerase II-specific; RNA polymerase II transcription regulatory region sequence-specific DNA binding; zinc ion binding. NCBI's taxonomy places the organism in Eukaryota, Metazoa, Arthropoda, Insecta, Diptera, Culicidae.